AACAUUAUUGAUUUUUGUCGGAUCUUGUUUCUACUUAUAAUACUAUAUUUUUCUUUCACUUGCCGAGAAAUUGCUAUCGUUUUCUAAAUAACCCUAUCCAUGUAUUCACUUGUAUCUCCACCCUUAUAUAUAUCUAUCUUCAUCUCCUCUUGUUUUUCAAGAAAUAAUCACAACAAGCUCUCUGCUUCAACAAUGGCCGCUUGUAUUCAAACAAAGCCCAUUUCUCAGAACCCUAACAGGUCCAAAAUCGAUGACCAUGUUUAUGAUUAUGCAAAAUUAUACCGACCCAGUUUCCAAGAUUAUGAAUCUUGCUUGCCCUUUUCUCAGAUUCCUGAGAAGAUGUCUGGUUUGAGUUUUGUUGAAGAUGGUGAUCAAGAUUUUCUUUGGAGGACAAUGAGAGAAGAAGCUAAGCUGGAUGUUGAACAAGAGCCCAUUUUGUCAGCUUACUAUUAUAGCUCAAUCUUGGCUCAUGAAUCUCUGGGAAGAGCUUUGGCUAAUCAUUUGUCGAUGAAAUUGAGUGAUGCAAGUUUGCCUAGUGGGUCCUUGUUUGAUCUUUUUGUUGAGGUGUUUACUGAGGAUCAAGAGAUUAUGAAAUGUGUGAGAUAUGAUAUUGUUGCUGUGAGAGAGAGGGACCCUGCUUGUAUAAGUUAUGUGCACUGUUUCUUGAAUUUUAAGGGCUUUUUGGCUUGUCAGGCUCACAGGGCAGCACAUAAGUUAUGGUCACAGAAUAGGAAAAUCUUGGCACUUUUGAUUCAGAAUAAGGUGUCUGAGGUUUUUGCUGUGGAUAUUCACCCGGGGGCGAAGAUCGGGCGAGGGAUAUUGCUUGAUCAUGCUACUGGAGUUGUUAUUGGAGAGACUGCUGUAAUUGGAGAUAAUGUGUCAAUUUUGCAUAAUGUGACAUUGGGAGGUACUGGUAAGGCUUGUGGAGAUAGGCACCCGAAGAUCGGUGAUGGGGUGUUAAUAGGUGCAGGGACUUGUGUUUUAGGGAAUGUUAAGAUUGGUGAUGGUGCUAAAAUUGGAGCUGGUUCAGUAGUGAUUAAAGGCGUGCCUGCUCGAACAACUGCAGUUGGGAACCCUGCUAGGCUAAUUGGAGGGAAAGAGAAUCCAGUUAAGCUCGAUAAGAUUCCUAGUCUUACUAUGGACCAUACUUCACAUAUUUCUGAAUGGUCUGAUUAUGUUAUUUAGAUUGUACUUAAUUUGCUUUUAGUCUUACUUAGUUAUAUGCUGUUGUUUACCAUGUACAAUUGAGAAUUGAGGUUCUCUUGUUAUGCUUGUUCUAGAGGACUGUCUUGUAAUGUUUUACUCGACUACUCGUCAUACAUAUAUAUAAGUAACACCCUUUGGUCUC
Daucus carota subsp. sativus is the source of this 1348-nucleotide messenger RNA. Its product is annotated as serine acetyltransferase 1, chloroplastic. Gene Ontology annotation, molecular function: L-serine O-acetyltransferase activity. Bases 100 to 1185 code for a protein of 361 amino acids. The record is from RefSeq and is a predicted model, not a curated record. NCBI's taxonomy places the organism in Eukaryota, Viridiplantae, Streptophyta, Magnoliopsida, Apiales, Apiaceae. The transcript has a single exon. Gene Ontology annotation, cellular component: cytosol; cytoplasm.